This is a messenger RNA of Octodon degus (degu), 960 nucleotides long. Its product is annotated as olfactory receptor 5A2. The transcript has a single exon. Gene Ontology annotation, molecular function: olfactory receptor activity; odorant binding; G protein-coupled receptor activity. Gene Ontology annotation, biological process: G protein-coupled receptor signaling pathway; sensory perception of smell. Bases 1 to 960 code for a protein of 319 amino acids. The record is from RefSeq and is a predicted model, not a curated record. Lineage: Eukaryota; Metazoa; Chordata; Mammalia; Rodentia; Octodontidae. Gene Ontology annotation, cellular component: membrane.
AUGGCCAUGGUGAGGAACAACACAGCGGUGAUAAACUUUAUCCUUCUGGGGUUUUCCGAACAUCCUCAGAUGAAGACUUCCCUUUUCGUGCUCUUCCUGGUGACCUACCUCCUAACUUUCACCUGGAACCUGGGCCUCAUCGUCCUCAUCAGGAUCGACUCGCACCUCCACACUCCCAUGUACUUCUUCCUCAGUAACUUGUCCUUCCUGGACAUCUGCUACGUGUCCUCCACGGCCCCCAAGAUGCUCUCUGACAUCAUCACCCAGCAGAGAGCCAUUUCCUUUCUCGGCUGUGCCACACAGUAUUUCUUCUUCUGCAGCAUGGGGCUGACGGAGUGCUUCCUCCUGGCAGCCAUGGCCUACGACAGGUAUGCCGCCAUCUGCCACCCGCUGCUCUACACGGCCCUGGUGUCCCACACGCUUUGUUUAAGGAUGGUGACUGGUGCCUACAUGGGCGGAUUCCUCAGUUCUCUGAUUGAAACAUACUCCGUCUACCACCAUGACUUCUGUGGGCCCAAUGCCAUCAACCACUUCUUCUGUGACCUUCCUCCAGUCUUGGCCCUGUCCUGCUCGGACACUUUCAGCAGCCAGGUGGUGACCUUCAUUGUGGGGGUGGUCAUUGGGGUGGUCUCUGUCCUUGUGGUCCUUACCUCCUACGGGUACAUCACUGCUGCUGUCCUGAGGAUCAGCUCAGCUCGCGGUAGGACCAAAGCCUUCAGCACCUGUGCCUCGCACCUGACUGCUGUGACCAUCUUCUAUGGCUCGGGGCUCUUCAUGUACAUGCGACCCCACUCUCGCUACUCCCCGAGCCGCGACAAAGUGGUGUCUGUGUUCUAUGCUGUGUUCAUCCCCAUGGUGAAUCCGCUCAUCUAUAGUCUUAGGAAUAAGGAGAUUAAACAUGCCGCGAGGAAAGCUGUGGAGAGGGCCUGGCUGCUUUCUCCCAGGGGCCCCUUCUUCUGA